AUGUCGGCUAGUCGAAAGGGGCCUCCUUUGUCGUCAACCGCUUUAUCGAGCGCAUCUAAACCAGUCAACGACAACCUUCUGUACCGCGGUUUGACACUUCUGGCGAUCAAAAUUCUCAAACAUAUUCGACCUCGGAAAAGGAUCAAGGGAGACAUCAUUGGCAGUGGCUGGGUAAAACGAAGCGAAAAUUCAAAGGCAAAACUUCUUUCACAAUUAGCAAAAGAGAUCCGCAAGAUGCGAGACCUGCAGCCACCUGAAGGUAUGGGGGUAGCUUCUGUUGAUGGUGGAUCACUUUUCGACGGCCGUAUUCCGGGCCCUACCUUGCGCUUUGGUCCCUUUGAUAACACCCAGGAUUUCCAUCGGCAUUUACGCAUGGGGAUGGAAUUUGAUUCAAGGCUCGACCCUGAGGUCCAGGACCUCAUCAAGCAACACGGCAAGUCUUGGCCUCUGGUGUUCACCCAUGGUGAUCUUAGCAGUUUCAACAUUCUUGUUCGCGGAGAUGAAAUUGUUGGUAUUAUUGAUUGGGAAACUGCUGGUUGGUAUCCAUCCUACUGGGAAUACACUUCUGCCUACCAAGUCAACCCACAGAACUCUUUUUGGGUCCAUGAGAUUGACAAGUUCCUACAACCAAUGCCCGAAGAGCUCGCGAUGGAAAGGAUCCGUCAAAAAUAUUUUGGAGAUGUUUAA
Aspergillus fischeri NRRL 181 is the source of this 687-nucleotide messenger RNA. RefSeq names its product aminoglycoside phosphotransferase family protein. Bases 1 to 687 code for a protein of 228 amino acids. The transcript has 2 exons. The record is from RefSeq and is a predicted model, not a curated record. Lineage: Eukaryota; Fungi; Ascomycota; Eurotiomycetes; Eurotiales; Aspergillaceae.